This is a messenger RNA of Phasianus colchicus (ring-necked pheasant), 875 nucleotides long. Its product is annotated as homeobox protein CDX-1-like. Gene Ontology annotation, molecular function: RNA polymerase II transcription regulatory region sequence-specific DNA binding; DNA-binding transcription factor activity, RNA polymerase II-specific. Gene Ontology annotation, cellular component: nucleus. The record is from RefSeq and is a predicted model, not a curated record. Gene Ontology annotation, biological process: animal organ morphogenesis; anterior/posterior axis specification; cell differentiation. NCBI's taxonomy places the organism in Eukaryota, Metazoa, Chordata, Aves, Galliformes, Phasianidae.
AUGUCCCAGCAAGACAAAGCCAGGCUGUGAGCACCAUGUAUGUGAGUUACCUUUUGGAUAAAGAGACCAGCAUGUAUCCAGGACCUGCAAGGUGCAGCAACAACAACCUGCCAGUGCAGAACUUUGUGCCCGCUCCCCCCUACUCAGACUACAUGGGGUACCACCACGUGCCAGCUCCAGACAGCCACGGACAGCCCGCGGGAGCCUGGGGACCCCACUACGGCCCCCAGAGGGAGGACUGGAACGCUUACGGCCCGUGCCCAGGGCCCUCCGGCACGGCUGCUGCCGUACAGCUCAGCGGCUCGUCUCCUGGGCAGGGCUCCUACAGUCCAGCUGAGUACAGCUCCCUCCAUCCCGCUGCACCCGGGGGGUUACCUCCUGCAGGUACCGUUGGCACACAGCAGGUCUCCCCCACCAGCCAAAGGCACAGCUCUUACGAAUGGAUGAGGAAAACGGUGCAAUCCACUUCUACAGGUAAAACAAGAACAAGAGAGAAGUACCGAGUGGUUUACACAGACCAUCAGAGAUUAGAAUUAGAGAAGGAAUUUCAUUACAACAGAUACAUUACAAUCAGGAGGAAGUCUGAACUUGCUGCAAACCUAAGACUUUCCGAGAGACAGGUGAAAAUCUGGUUCCAGAACCGCAGAGCCAAAGAAAGAAAAUUAAUGAAGAAGAAAAUGACUCAUUUUGAUGGCAGCAAUCUUGGCUCUAUGCAGAGUGACUCUGGCUCAGUGAGCCCAAUGCCAGCUCCUGAUCAACAGACUCACUCAGAAAUGCCCAGCUCUUUGUUUCCUCCUCCACCUCCUCCAGCUCCGCUUCCGAUGAACGGCCUGCAGCACACUGGGAACCUGCAGCAGGUGGUGGCCUCUCAGUAA